AUGUCUCAGACAACCGUGGUUCUCCCUAAGUACCACGGACGAGUCACCACGAGCCCCGGACAGGGAAGAGUAGCCCGCUUGUACAACCCCGUGAUUGACCUAGACCUAACUCUGUACAGCAUCACCCCCGACUUCCGGUUUCGGUUGAAUACACGUACCACGGACGAGUCACCACGAGCCCCGGACAGGGAAGAGUAG
Opisthorchis viverrini is the source of this 198-nucleotide messenger RNA. RefSeq lists its product as hypothetical. Bases 1 to 198 code for a protein of 65 amino acids. The record is from RefSeq and is a predicted model, not a curated record. The transcript has 3 exons. NCBI's taxonomy places the organism in Eukaryota, Metazoa, Platyhelminthes, Trematoda, Opisthorchiida, Opisthorchiidae.